Molecule: messenger RNA, 2667 nt
Organism: Amoebophrya sp. A25
Lineage: Eukaryota; Dinophyceae; Syndiniales; Amoebophryaceae
Source: the annotation of a GenBank genome assembly
GACGCUUCACAUUGUGAUGAACAGCUAUUGAGAGUGCCUUACGCAAAGUUGAAGGUGAACGACGUGAAGAGAGUGAAGGAUGUUGAAUCCUCCUGGAUGCGCAUGAGAUAGACUAAGUAUGAUUUUCUCCUUUUCUCACAAAAGUGUCAGUCUCGUGCUGUCAGCGGCAUCUCCGGUACCUCGUAAAAAGACUGUGUGUUCCUUGAGACGAGAGAGGAGCACGGUAGAGCUGCAAAAAGGCAAGAGUUGUUUUUUUCGGUGCCACGACCAGCACCACGCAUAAUCUUUUAUGAUGGAUUAAGAUCUGGUGACAGAUGGUGCAUCAUGAGGUUUUGCCCAGCUUGUUGAGAGACAUCUGUUGCUAUAAUGUUGAGGUUUUCGAGGAGGAGACAAAAAGGUCUUCAAUGUUCUGUUCCGAGACACUUCAUUAUGCAACACUUUUCUGUUUUUGAAAAUUCUUUGCACGACAGAAUUUGUCAAAAAUAAUUUAGUCGAAAGGACUUUUCUUCUGAUGCAAAAUGGACACAGCCAGCUCGGGACGGAGUCACUUUCCCCCUUUUGCGCUUUGCGCAUCAUUUUCCUUUUUUUCUGAGGUAACAUUAUUUAGGGGUUAAGAUUGCAAAUGGAAAAGCUCGCCAGCACCUAGGUGGUUUAACAGCUAUUUCUUGUGUAAAUAAGCAUUUUUCAAACUACUUCAAGCAUUCAAUCCUCCUGCUUCUGCUUCAAACGAACUACCAGAGAGAGUAAAGCUCUUUGCAGCUUUUAGAUCAUCUUUUUAGUCGUUUCGUUUCUGAGUAGGAGCAUUAUUUUCAGACAAAAUGGCUGAAGGAGGCGAGCUUCCCGCUGGCCAGAAAUGGUACACUAUGGAGGAAGUGGCCAAGCACAACAAGGAAACCGAUGCUUGGGUUGUGGUGAAAGGAAACGUCGUCAACGUAUCCCACUUUCUCAACGUACACCCUGGAGGCAAGGACAUUCUCCUAGCGAACGCAGGCACCGACCCAACAGCGAUGUUCGAGACGAUUCACCCACCAGGCACAUUGGAGAAGCAUGGAGCUGAUAAGAUUAUUGGUACUGAAUUGAUGAUGUUUUUGUUUAUCUACUUCUUGCUACGAUUUUUUUACCUGCUUUAGUAGGGGGCUGGGUAUCUGAUUUUUUUACCUUUUUCUCCAGGCAAAAUCAAGGGAUGGGUACCACCAGUUGUGGAAGAGACGAAUGACGAGGCGAUUUGGAUGAGGAAUGAUGUUGGUGGCGGUCCGAUUUGGUUUUUGAAGCAAGUUAUCAGGUACUGCAGUUUCUUUGAUCCUGUAGUCGGUAAAUUUUGAUAUUUGAUGUCGUUCUUGGCUCAGGCUCUGACAACGAUGUAACAAGCACCUCCAGUGUUAAACUUUUUAUUCACUGAUCGAGUAUCUUAUAACCUGCAACGGCGCACUUCCAACAGCAGGCAUCUGUUUUUUUUAAGGACUGGACGAACUCGAUUGCUCAUCAGAAACCUCCAACUACAAUCCAUUCCACCCAGGUACAUCUGCGGCGUCGAUAAGGCAGAAGCCGAAUAUGGAAAGAAAUUGAUGGCUACCUAUGGGCCACGUGAAGUGCGUAUGGCGCCACCAUCGAAUUCGGAGGCGGAACGUAUCCGCGCCCGCGCGGCCGCAGUAGCAAAGCAGACUGGUGCGAAAGCACCGAGGGCAUAGAAUGAACAGCAGGUUCUGGAUAGUCGUAGUUAUAGUCGAAAAGUUCUGAGACUGAGAAUAAGUACAUAGGUGAGAAGGAAGGUCAACCAGAUCAGAUUUGAGGCCAACAAGCGAAGAUGAACAGCCGGAAUUGAAAUUGAUAGUUUUUGAUCAUAAAAAGUGAACCUAAGGGCGUCACAAGCACCCGCAACAGACAAAGAACACCUUUCUUGAUAAACUAGCGAGCUUGUGACCUCUACUGAUAAGCUAAACGAACGUUGAUUUGAUUUUGAGCACGAACAUCUUCCAGUCAAAUGAUCAGUAUGCAACUGAACGUAUUCGAGCUCACAACUACAUUUUGAUGCACAGGAGAGGUGGUUAUGGCAGGCAUAUAGUUAAAUAAAUGCAACGUAGGAGGACGAGGAGUUGACUUUGUGAUCAUUGUCAAAACAAAACCUUAGAAUAGAAGUACCAGGUGAUAAACGAAGAACGACCCGUCAUGGCAUCGCAAAUCAUGCCAGUAGGAAUGGAUGCCAACUUAGCGCUGAGAUGGAGUCGUGUUAAGGUGAAAAAUGACGGAGGUUAAUCAAUGAUGAAUUAGUCGUGUAGUACGACGUGGCUUAUUUUUAAUAUGAAGAUGGUUCUGCAGUAACUAACUAACUAAGAUCAUAGGCUGUUUACGUGGCCUGCGCCCAGCGGGUGUUUGUAGUGGCAGACAAUAGAUGCAGGUAUAUCAGGAGAAAUCCAGGAGCAGGAGGUUACAUUUCGUAAUGCUUAAACUCAAAAAAACAGUUGUCACUGAUAAUAGCCAACGAAAUAAUGGCACCAGGAGAAACAAAAACUCAUGAUUGAUUCAUACCGUGGAAAUGUUGUACUUGUAGUAGCAACAGCGGCAAAGAAACGAGGCAAAGGGAAUAAGACCUAUUUUGCGUGAAAACAAACAGAAUGCGUGUCGCGGAUAUGCCGCCGACAUGUGGGGACAUCAAUUGCUGAGCUGGCC